AUGUCCCUUCAUGCACUCCUUGAGGGGGUGAACGGCGCCAUUCUGGUGACCUGGGUGGCCAACGCGGCCGCGAAGCUGUCCUAUGCCGCCUCGAACUGUGCUCUCAACCUCAACGUGGAUGCGAUUUGCUCCGUGGGCGUGACCGGCCUUGUCUCCGUCAUGGGUGAGCUGGCGGCAACCGCUUCCCUGGCGGCGGCCACGUGCACGGGAGUUCCUCCGCAGCUGACCACCACGAAGAUCAGCGUCCUGGGAGACCAGACGGUGCGGGGUGGCCGACGACUGCUCAUCGGCGAGGGUCCAAUCGGUGUGGGUGUGCAGUGUGGGGUGGAUGUUGGUAUGGUGGUGGCCAACCUCGCCAACAUGGGCCUGUCCAUCAACUCGGCUGUGAACAGCGGCCAGUGUGGCCGCGUCCUCCUCGAUGGGCCGAUCAACAAGGUCUCUGGGCUCUACAGCGCCCUGUGCACCGUGGACAUCGGUGGUGCCAUUGCCUACAUGAGCCAGGUCGUCACGUUCAUCAACCUCAUCGUGGUUCACUGCCAGGACUUUCUGGAUGUCAGCGCGCUCUGUGGCGCAAGCAUCUCAGGCAUCAUCACUUCCGCGGCGGCCAUGGCCCCGUACGGCGCGGCCGUGCACGCGGCCUGCGCCAAGGGCGACAUCAUCAAGAACCCCAAGAAGGCGGAGGCGAUCAGCAGCUUGUACAAGGUGCCCACCCCGCGCCGCCUGGAGGAGCUGAAGGCACUGAAGGAGAUGAAGGACGCCAUGGCCAACCUCAAGGACCGGCUUCUGGAGUGGAAGUUUCAAGCAGGGAACACUGCUCAAAAAUGA
Messenger RNA from Symbiodinium natans, 825 nucleotides. The record is from the annotation of a GenBank genome assembly. NCBI's taxonomy places the organism in Eukaryota, Dinophyceae, Suessiales, Symbiodiniaceae.